UCAUUUUCAUUGAUAAGGAAGAAAAUAGUUCAUUAUACUGGGUUUGAUCAGAGAAAACAAGCAAAUGCUGCAUUCCUCAUAGGCUCCUACGCAAUAAUAUACCUGAGACAAUCCCCAGAAGAUGUGUAUAGGCUUAUAUUGGCAGGAGGUGUUUCGUGUCUUCCUUUCAGGGAUGCUUCCUUUGGUACUUGCCGUUUUCAUCUGACACUGCUGGACUGUUUUCAUGCAAUAAACAAGGCUUUGCAGUUUGGUUUCCUGGAUUUCAAUACGUUUGAUGUAAAUGAAUAUGAGCAUUAUGAAAGAGCAGAAAAUGGAGAUUUUAACUGGAUAAUACCAAACAAAUUCAUUGCCUUCAGUGGACCUCAUUCAAGAAGUAAAAUUGAAACUGGCUAUCCUCACCAUGCUCCAGAGGCUUAUUUCCCAUACUUCAGGAGACAUAAGGUCACCACUAUAAUACGCCUCAACAGAAAAGUGUAUGAUGCCAAACGAUUUACAGAUGCUGGAUUUGAGCAUUUUGACCUCUUCUUUGCUGAUGGAAGCACACCUAGUGAUACUAUAGUUAAAAAAUUUCUGAAUAUUUGUGAAAAUGCUGAAGGUGUUAUAGCCGUUCAUUGCAAAGCUGGUCUUGGACGAACUGGCACACUUAUUGCCUGUUAUAUUAUGAAGCAUUAUCAGAUGACAGCUGCUGAAACUAUUGCCUGGAUUAGAAUAAAUAGACCUGGUUCAGUGAUUGGGCCACAGCAGUGCUUCCUGAUGGACAAACAGGCAGAACUUUGGAGAGAAGGAGAUAUUUUCCGUGCAAAGUUGAGAGGAAACCAUAAAAUUGCUGUAACAGGCAUUCUGUCAGGAGUAGAUGAUAUUUCAAUUAAUGACACAAGAAACAGGAGAACCAUCCGAAAAGACAUUGAACUGUACAGUGAUGAAGAUGAAACAAACUGUGUAACACAAGGUGAUAAGCUUCGUGCUCUGAAAAGUAGAAGGCUGGCAAAAGCACCAACUGCAUCUCCGCUAACGUAA
Mesitornis unicolor (brown roatelo) is the source of this 1017-nucleotide messenger RNA. RefSeq names its product dual specificity protein phosphatase CDC14B-like. The transcript has 9 exons. Gene Ontology annotation, cellular component: spindle pole; nucleolus; centrosome. The record is from RefSeq and is a predicted model, not a curated record. NCBI's taxonomy places the organism in Eukaryota, Metazoa, Chordata, Aves, Mesitornithiformes, Mesitornithidae. Gene Ontology annotation, molecular function: protein tyrosine/serine/threonine phosphatase activity; protein serine/threonine phosphatase activity. The annotation marks the transcript as partial. Gene Ontology annotation, biological process: cilium assembly; regulation of exit from mitosis; microtubule cytoskeleton organization.